Messenger RNA from Kickxella alabastrina, 327 nucleotides. RefSeq names its product peptidyl-prolyl cis-trans isomerase. The transcript has a single exon. The record is from RefSeq and is a predicted model, not a curated record. NCBI's taxonomy places the organism in Eukaryota, Fungi, Kickxellomycota, Kickxellomycetes, Kickxellales, Kickxellaceae. Bases 1 to 327 code for a protein of 108 amino acids. Gene Ontology annotation, molecular function: peptidyl-prolyl cis-trans isomerase activity.
AUGGGCGUCGAGAUCGAAACCAUCAAGCCAGGAGACGGCAUCAACUUCCCCAAGCCCGGUGACACUGUCACCAUGCACUACGAUGGCACCCUUGACAACGGCUCUCCCUUUGACUCGUCGCGCCAGCGCGGCAAGCCUUUUGUCUGCAAAAUUGGAGUUGGACAGCUUAUCCGCGGCUGGGAUGAGGGUGUCCCCCAGAUGAGCCUUGGCCAGCGGGCCAAGCUGACCAUCACCUCCGACUACGGCUACGGUGACCGCGGCAUUGGCGGCGUUAUCCCCCCCAAGGCCACUCUGGUCUUUGAUGUUGAGCUCCUCAAGAUCAACUAA